This is a messenger RNA of Punica granatum (pomegranate), 1916 nucleotides long. The record is from RefSeq and is a predicted model, not a curated record. NCBI's taxonomy places the organism in Eukaryota, Viridiplantae, Streptophyta, Magnoliopsida, Myrtales, Lythraceae.
GCUUGUCUUUAUCUUCCCAACACAUAUUCCACUUCCCCAUUCAAUCAAUAGUUCUGUAAUGGAUCAUUCUCUUCACUUCCUCAUGGGGUCGACCAGCAAGGUGUUCUUCUCGAGCUCUGUCCUGGUUCUGUUAUUGCUGUCCCUCUGUUUGGCUCUAGCAAGGGUCGUGUACAAGCUAUGGUUGAACCCGAUCCGAAUACAGAGGAUGAUGGCAGCUCAGGGAAUAAAGGGUCCUUCCUACAGGUUCCUCCAUGGAAACACCAAGGAGAUCCUUACGAUGAGAAAGGAAGCCAUGGAGAGGCCCAUGGCCAGCCACCUCUCUCAUGACAUACUUCCUAGGCUUCAGCCCAACAUCCAUACUUGGGUCGACACUUACGGGCCGAACUACCUGUACUGGUUUGGUCCUCAGCCUCAACUGGUUGUCACAGAGCCUGAGAUGAUCAAAGAGGUUCUAAACAACAAAGAUAAGAACUACCGAAAGAUCAAAAUCCGGGGCUUUGUAAAGAUGCUCCUGGGUGAUGGCCUCGUGACUUCGGCAGGAGAAAAAUGGGUGAAACAACGGAAGCUGGCCAAUCAUGCCUUCCAUGGUGAAAGCUUAAAAAGUUCGUUUCCAGCAGUGGUGGACAGCGUUCAUAUGAUGCUCGAGAAAUGGAAAGAUCAUGAAGGCAAAGAAAUCGAGUUCUUCGAAGAGUUCAUAUUCUUGACAUCAGAGGUCAUCUCGAGAACGGCAUUCGGGAGCAGCUACGUCGAGGGCAGAAAUAUUUUUGAGAUGUUGAGAGGGCUGGCUGUAUUAACAUCCAGAAAUGCUUUCAAACUGAGGCUUCCUGGCAUAAGUAAGAUUUGGAAAACAGCAGAUGAAAUCGAGGGAGAGAAGCUUGAGAAAGGAAUACGCGAUGCUAUAUUACGGAUAAUCAAGAAGAGAGAGGAAAAGAUUGCUUAUGGGGAGUUAGAUGGGUACGGGAAUGACUUCCUAGGUUUACUCAUGCAGGCUUUUCUUGAAGAGGACAGGAAAAAGAGAAUCACAAUUGAUGACGUGGUGGAUGAAUGCAAGACGUUUUAUGUAGCCGGACAAGAAACAACAAACACUAUGCUCACAUGGACGCUCUUCCUCCUUGCGGUUUAUACUGAUUGGCAAGAAGAGGCAAGGAAGGAGGUUCUCUAUGUGUUUGGCCAGCGAGAUCCAUAUCAUGAUGGCAUCACGAAAUUGAAGACAAUGACCAUGAUCAUCAAUGAGUCACUACGACUGUACACUCCAGUGAUUUCACUGACCCGAGAAGUUAGCAGGCAAGAUAGGCUCGGGAAGCUCGUCGUUCCUGCCAACAUGCAUAUUUUAGUAGCAAACCUCAAGGUCCAUCAUGACCCUCAAAUAUGGGGAGAAGAUGCUCAUCUCUUUAAGCCCGAGAGGUUCUCAGAGGGUGUUGCUAAAGCCACCAACAAUAAUCCAGCCGUCUUCCUGCCAUUCGGGAUGGGGCCUCGGAACUGUGUAGGCAUGAACUUUGCAAUCACUGAAGCGAAAAUUGCCAUUUCCAUGAUUCUCCAGCGUUAUAGCUUCACACUGUCCCCGGCCUAUGUUCACUCGCCGACUCAGAUCCUAACAACUCGUCCGCAGCAUGGAGUUCACGUGAUUCUUCACCCUCUUCAUAAGGAAGAAUAGCAAGUUUCGCUGCUACUCUCUCUUCUUUAUAUAAAUCAGUUUUUAGAGCCGUAAAGAUUGUAAAAUAAAAGCUUUAAUUGGUGGGAGAGUGAAAAUGGUGUAUCAAACUUCGUUUAUAAUAUAGAAGAAGGUGAAAUAAUCACAAGUAAGUAAGAUGGUGCAUUGGACGGCUAUUUUGAUUAUAUCUGAUAUUGCGCCUUCGGUUUUAGGAUCUCAUGUACUUGAGUGAGAUAUUUGAUCAAAUUCCAUUUUGUUGUUAGUC